Messenger RNA from Coffea arabica (coffee), 1004 nucleotides. The record is from RefSeq and is a predicted model, not a curated record. NCBI's taxonomy places the organism in Eukaryota, Viridiplantae, Streptophyta, Magnoliopsida, Gentianales, Rubiaceae.
CGGUCUGUUCUUCAUGUUUGCAUUUGAUGCAGAAUUCACAACUAUGUCUGGGAGACGGCUCCGUGAUGCUGUGAAGGCAGUGCUUACUGCAAGUACUGGACAGUUUAAUGGAAAUGUGCAUGUUGUAAUAGCUGGGCUAAGUAACACAUAUUCUCAAUAUAUUACCACCUUUGAGGAGUACGAGAUACAGAGAUACGAGGGUGCCUCCACACUUUUUGGUCCGCAUACCCUCAGUGCCUACAUACAGGAGUUCAAGAAGCUCGCAACAGCCCUAAAAAGUGGACAACCUGUUCAACAAGGCCCACAACCACCAGAUCUUCUAGACAAGCAAAUAAGCCUUUUAGCGCCAGUUGUGUUGGAUGCAACUCCCAUAGGCAAAAAAUUUGGGGAUGUCUGCAAAGAUGUACCUAAGAACUCCACCUUCAAGAGAGGUGACACAGUAACUGUUGUUUUCUGGUCCGCAUGCCCCCGAAAUGACCUCAUGACUGAAGGUACAUUUGCUCUUGUGGAGCUUCUCCAAGGGAAGGAUACUUGGAUUCCUGUUUACGAUGAUGAUGACUUUUGCCUCCGGUUUAUAUGGUCAAGACCUUCUAAAUUUAGCGCUCGAAGUCAGGCGACUUUAGAGUGGAGAAUACCAGAAACAGCUGCUGCAGGUGUUUAUAGAAUAAGACAUUUUGGUGCUGCUAAGAGUCUUCUGGGGUCAAUCAAGCAUUUCACGGGUUCAUCCAGUGCUUUUGUGGUGGCCUGAGAAUCCUCCAUUUGGGUAUAUAGAUUAUAAGGUGAUCAGAUGUUUGUGCUUUGUGCACUUUGUCAGAUAUGAGCUUUAACCUGAGGAAACAUUCUCAGAAACAAAGAGUGUUUGCUACCUCUUUUGGUCGACAAAUUUCAGAGAGGCUCCUCGGAAUUUGCCCUUUGCAUAUUUGUAGCUCCGAGCUCAUGUAUCAUUCAACUUAUCAACCACGUAUUUUUUUUUUAUAGUAAACGCACGUAUAUCACUCACUCUA